GAUGAGCGCUCGGGUUCCAGGCGCUCCGCCGCAGCGCCACCUUCCUGCCCUGCCUCCCGCAGCCCCGUGACUGGCUGCUGUUUCCGCUGCAUUUCAGCUGAGCUGCCGCAGGCGGCCAUCGCCCGGGCGCCGGAGCCAUCUCUCUCUCUUCGCCCCUGGCCCCAGACAUGGCUGUUUUAUCUACCUGAGGGCUGCCGGGGUGGUUGGCUGCCUUAGGACUCCAGGAAAUUUUGUUUUGGCUAAGUCAAGUCACACAAAGCUGAGAAGGUGACUUGGAUGCGGUUGUUCACCGCUAAUCAUUGCCUUCUCGAGCAUGUGAAUAAAGAAAUUCUAAAUUGAUGGGAAAGUUCUCACCACUCUUGACCAAUAGUGAAAAAGUGCACAGCACGAAAGCGGAAGAGUAAGAUUUUGAAGGAAUCUUUUGUAUUCAUUUCUGUGGAAACAGUUUUCUUGAAAAGCUGCAUUUAAGCUAUUAGUGAUGUUUGCAGUAUUUUUUAAAGUUGAAGAAUAAGAGCAGAACGUUUUUUUCUUAUUGAAGAACAGCAUAAUGUGGUGUAGUAUUUAAUUUCCCGUCGAGGUAUUUAGAUUUCUUUAGUUGCAAAGUUUGAUGAUGUUCUGUCCCCUGAAGUACUUUUGAUUGCGCAGUGUACAACUUUCCUGGUAAACUCAGAACCCCGUGUACACUGUGCUAGUUGCUAAGAAAAAAUUUAGAAUUUUUCUUGUACACGGUGGCUGCAAGAAGUUCGUUGUUCAGAGGCAGAUGACACUAGGUGAAAUGUACUAAGUGCUGCGGGGAAGGCAUAUUCGAUUGAUUCCUGGACUUGAAGAGAACGGCAAGGUUUCUAUUUGGAGCGUCAGGCAGGGAAGGGUUCCUAAAGUAGGUGGCAUUUUGAGGUAACAAAGGUAGAACUUUGUUAGGUAGCCGAGGGGGUGGAGAAAGGGCAUUUCAAGGUUGAAUCUGCCUCCGAAAACGGCUUUUACAGUUUGGCUGAAGUGGAUGGCGUAGAUAGGGGAGUUGGUAGGAAUCGGGCUAGAAAAGGUAGAUUGCGGAGGCGCUUGCUUGCCAGGUGGCAGGACUUAGGCUCAGUGGGGGACGCGGCGGAAGAGCCCUCCACUAGUUCAGUGAUGACACACUGGAGCUGCGCUCUAUAGUUCGUUGGACUAGGACACGUUUCAAAGUUGAGAAAUAACCAGUGUUAAGUCGAUCAAUGUUUUCACUCUCAGGACGACUGCAGGGAUGUUCAGGAAUUAAGCAGAUUUUGUCACUUUUUGAGUGAUCUUUCUUUCUCUCCUAAUCUCUCACCCCGAGAAACCUUCUGCUCAGUUGUUAGAAUUUCUGUGAAAAACAAAGAGGAGGUUCUACCAUUUCAUUUACCAUGGUUGAAAAUUACAGGACUAGCGCCGUGAGUUACUUUGGCCGAAAUGAGAAAUGACCCUUGUCUUCAAGGAAUUCUUCACUUACUCUAAGGAGCUGUGACUGAUGAGAAUUAAAGGCCAUGGAUGAAGAUGGACUUGAAUUACAACCACAAGAGCCAAACUCAUUUUUUGAUGCAACAGGAGCUGAUGCAACACACAUGGAUGGUGAUCAAAUUGUUGUGGAAGUACAAGAAACUGUUUUUGUGUCAGAUGUUGUGGAUUCAGACAUAACUGUGCAUAACUUUGUUCCUGAUGACCCCGACUCAGUUGUAAUUCAAGAUGUUAUUGAGGACGUUGUUAUAGAAGAUGUUCAAUGCCCAGAUAUCAUGGAAGAAGCAGAUGUAUCAGAAACCGUCAUCAUUCCUGAGCAAGUGCUGGACUCAGAUGUAACUGAAGAAGUUUCUUUAGCACAUUGCACAGUUCCAGAUGAUGUUUUAGCUUCUGACAUUACUUCAGCCUCAAUGUCUAUGCCAGAACACGUCUUGACAAGUGAAUCUAUACAUGUGUCUGACGUUGGGCAUGUUGAACAUGUGGUUCAUGAUAGUGUUGUAGAAGCAGAAAUAGUCACUGAUCCUCUGACCACCGAUGUAGUUUCAGAAGAAGUAUUGGUAGCAGACUGUGCCUCCGAAGCAGUCAUAGAUGCCAACGGGAUCCCUGUGGACCAGCAAGAUGAUGACAAAAGCAACUGUGAGGACUACCUUAUGAUUUCCUUGGAUGAUGCUGGCAAAAUAGAACAUGACGGUUCAUCUGGAAUGACUAUGGAUGCAGAGUCAGAAAUUGAUCCUUGUAAAGUGGAUGGCACUUGUCCUGAAGUCAUCAAGGUGUACAUUUUUAAAGCUGACCCUGGAGAGGAUGACUUAGGUGGAACCGUAGACAUUGUGGAGAGUGAGCCUGAGAAUGAUCAUGGAGUUGAACUGCUUGAUCAGAACAGCAGUAUUCGUGUUCCCAGGGAAAAGAUGGUUUAUAUGACUGUCAAUGACUCUCAGCAAGAAGAUGAAGAUUUAAAUGUUGCUGAAAUUGCUGAUGAAGUUUAUAUGGAAGUGAUCGUAGGAGAGGAGGAUGCGGCAGCGGCAGCAGCAGCUGCUGCUGCUGUGCAUGAACAGCAAAUGGAUGACAAUGAAAUCAAAACCUUCAUGCCAAUUGCAUGGGCAGCAGCUUACGCAAUAAUUAUUGGCCCUGAUGGACAUCCCUUGACUGUCUACCCUUGCAUGAUUUGUGGGAAGAAGUUUAAGUCGCGAGGUUUCUUGAAAAGGCACAUGAAAAACCAUCCUGAACAUCUUGCCAAGAAGAAGUACCGCUGUACUGACUGUGAUUACACUACCAACAAGAAGAUAAGUUUACACAAUCACUUGGAGAGCCACAAGCUGACCAGCAAGGCAGAGAAGGCCAUCGAGUGCGAUGAGUGUGGCAAGCAUUUCUCUCAUGCUGGGGCUUUGUUUACUCACAAAAUGGUGCAUAAGGAAAAAGGAGCCAACAAAAUGCACAAGUGUAAAUUCUGUGAAUAUGAGACAGCUGAACAAGGAUUAUUGAAUCGCCACCUUUUGGCAGUCCACAGCAAGAAUUUUCCUCAUAUUUGUGUAGAGUGCGGUAAAGGUUUUCGGCACCCAUCAGAGCUCAAAAAGCACAUGCGAAUCCAUACUGGCGAGAAGCCGUACCAAUGCCAGUACUGCGAAUAUAGAUCUGCAGACUCUUCUAACUUGAAAACACAUGUAAAAACUAAGCAUAGUAAAGAGAUGCCAUUCAAGUGUGACAUUUGUCUUCUGACUUUCUCAGAUACCAAAGAGGUGCAGCAACAUGCUCUUAUCCACCAAGAAAGCAAAACACACCAGUGUUUGCAUUGUGACCACAAGAGUUCGAACUCAAGUGAUUUGAAGCGACACAUAAUUUCAGUUCACACGAAGGACUACCCUCAUAAGUGUGACAUGUGUGAUAAAGGCUUUCACAGGCCUUCGGAACUCAAGAAACAUGUGGCUGCCCACAAGGGUAAAAAAAUGCACCAGUGUAGACAUUGUGACUUUAAGAUUGCAGAUCCGUUUGUGCUAAGUCGCCAUAUUCUUUCGGUUCACACAAAGGACCUUCCAUUUAGGUGUAAGAGGUGUAGAAAGGGAUUUAGGCAACAGAAUGAGCUUAAAAAGCAUAUGAAGACACACAGUGGCCGAAAAGUGUAUCAAUGUGAGUACUGUGAGUAUAGCACUACAGAUGCCUCAGGCUUUAAACGGCACGUUAUUUCCAUUCAUACGAAAGACUAUCCUCACCGCUGUGAGUACUGCAAGAAAGGUUUCCGAAGACCUUCAGAAAAGAACCAGCACAUAAUGCGACAUCACAAAGAAGUUGGCCUGCCCUAACGAUACAUCUACAGACGUUUGUAGAGAUACUGGCCUUGAAGCAGGAAAUUCAUUUUUAAAGCCAAUCAGUCUUGUUCACUUACAAUACUGUAUAUUGAUUUAUGCUGUGUACAAAUAGAGUUAUUGCUUCUAGUUGACUUUUUUUUUUUUAACAUUUUGUUCAAUAGCGUGUUCUGAAUUCUAUUCAGUUUGUUUAAUAAAUGGGGAAAAGUAGCAACAAGUUAGUUGCUUUUAAUAAAGUAAUCCCUGGUUCUAUACUGAAUUUUUCUAUCUUAGAAGUUUUAUAUUUAUUUAAAUAAUUACCUUGCCUACCUUGAUGGUACUCUUCUAAGAUCUUUUAACUUAAGGUAACUUUAGAUUGGUAACUCUGAAAGUAUUCAUAUUGAUUCAUUUUCUUUUUCCCCAUAAAUUUCUCACAAUAAAAUUGUCAGAGAUAUUGAAUAUGAAUGGGAGAUUUUACAGUCAAGUCUAAUGAUCACAACAUGGAAGUGUUUACUUGUCUUGUUUAAUAUUUUCAGACCAUAUAACAAGGAAAGUUUCCUUUUGAGCUUUUGUGUCCCUGGCAUAGCUGAGUUAAGAAUAGUGGCUGGGUUUGUGUUUACUUUUCAUUUUGUUUAGAAGACAAAAUAUACUUCUUUUUGGCUUUCUUUGGACUAUUUACAUCUUUUGUUAGCAUAGCAAACUUUUAGAAAACUUUAUUGAAAAAUUUUGCUUGUUCCUGAUGUAUUUUGAUUAUUCUGUCUGUGCUGCUUUGUCUUGGAAUGGUUGUGUGCUACAAAUGAAAUUUACUGAGGACUGCAUUUUGGAAUCUCCUAGAGGUAACUUGCGGCUCAUAGGAUCUUUUGCAACUUUAUAUAUGUAAAUGUACCCUGAAUUAUAUGUAUACAUAUAUAUAUAACAUGUAUCUGUGUGUAUUGCUUAUUUUACAUAUUUAUACACACAACCCCAAGUAGUAUUUGUUUAAAAUCUAUAAUGAAAAGUAUUAAUUAAAUUUACAAUAACAUGAAAGAUCCAGGGAUGCAUGAGAGAGCAUUUUGUAAGUCAUGCUCUUCAGAGAGACUACUCAGGUGAAGAAUUAGAAGGAAAAUAAGGACACUAGUAUUUUUAAAGAGUAAAGGUAUUUUCUUUUAAAUAUCUUUGGUAAUUGAAAAAUAAUUGAAAAAAUAGAGGUUAAGAUGUUUUUAGAUAGAAUGUUUUCAUACAGUUUCAGCUCCAUGCCUUUAUAUUUUUCUGAAAAGCUAAUGAAUAUCCAGACGUGACUCCCUCGGUUCUCUCUGAGAAGCUGGAGAGAGAGCUCUGUCUCACCAAGUGAGGGGGGGGACAGAGAAGAAGUGAUGGCUCCAUGGACCAGAGAACGGGUGCUAAUUAUGACUUACACUUGGCAAGUUCAGCCUGCUUUGUUAGUUCUUAGACAGUUAAAGUUAGCAAACUUUUAAAAAACUUAACACUCAAGUUGGCUUAGGUUAGAAGAUAGAGGUGUGUUCCAAGUACAUAAGGAAAGUUUGAGGCCUUAUUUGGAACUUCACCAAGUCUUUCAGUUUUGUUUUUCUUUGAGAGUUGGCAGUUUUUAACAUGUAGGUCUGAAUCAGAGUCAUAACGUUUAUAAAAUGAAUUUGGUUAAUUAGAAUUUAGUUAUGUUAAGAUGACUCUUGGAGAACAGAAAACAGUUGGGGGGGGGCCUAGAAUUGGCUGUUGGCACAUGGAUCUGGCACAUCAUGGGAGAUUUAGAAAUUUUCUUCCCACUUGAUAGCUGCCUUGCUGCCUCAUUAUGGUGCUCCAUCCCCUUUGUGCCGUUAGGUUUUUACCUUUCAUCUUUCUCUUUGCCAUCCAUAUUUGUAUUCAAGAGUUAUAUUUUUAGGGUUAGGAAUCUAAAUAUUUGGUGUUUGGCAAGCCCCUGAAGUGUGAGAUUGAUUUAGGCUAGUUCUAAAUCAAGUGCUUUAGGCUCAUGUGAACUCUAGCCUAAAUGCCAGUCAAAGCUAAGGCAUGGGUUCCCCUAGCCGGCUCCAUAGGGAAUGCCUAUGCCCCUUUGGCCCCCACAGUAUGUUUGUUGUUUUUUUUUUUUUUUAAAGUAACUUACAAUUCUGUCAUUCAUUGCCCUACUAUUCUUGAAAGCUCUGUCUGUUUUUUUGUGAGAACCUUUAAAAUCUCCCUUAAUUUUUAUUUUCCCCAGAAAUAAUGUAAAACACUUAAAAUAGAAAUUUAUUAAUUUUAAAACAUCCUGUAAAAUUAUUACAGAAAAUAUAAAUGAUUGGGUCAUUUAACUAUAUUUUUUUAAAUAAACUGAAAGAUAAAGAACACAACACUUUACACACUUUAUAUUUCUCUUUACAUAAUCUGGAUUCAUACACAUUUCUUUUCUUUUUAAAGCACAAUAUUGAAGCCUUUAAAAGGUAUUUAAGGGUUUGGUCAAGUGAAUAUAAAAUGUAUUUGUCUGUAUAAAGAGAAAAUGAAAUUGUAGUCACUGUUAUGUACUGACAUUAGUUACAACCUAGUUUUAAUUCUUAAAACAAUUUGAUUAGCAAAGCUAAAAAAAUGGAUGUUUCAGUUAAAUGUUUUAAAGAGGUACAGAUUUUUACAAGGACAUAAUAUAAGUUAUUGUUCUGUAGAAAUAUCCUAUUAAAUAUUGUAUGUCCCUCCCUCUGUAUACUUUGUAUAAAAAGUAAAAUACAUAAAAAGGAAAUCAUAUAGGGAUGUGUGACAUUAUUGUAAUUGUGUACUUGAGAAUAACGUGCAAAAAUAAAAAUCAGAAUAUUUUCCUGUUAAUGAAUGUUUAGUCUAUUUGAUACCAGUACUAAGUUAAUGCUUUUUCUUAAGGAAAAAAAAAUGUACAGUUUUUGUAAACCUAAUAAACAUCAAAAGCAGUGGAUUAUUUUCAUCCCCCCAUUUCUUAAUUCCCUUUUAUGCAGCAAUGGAAUGCAAAAUGCUUGAUUGCUUUGAAUUUUGUGAGUCGGAUGCAAAUACUGAUAAUAUUUCAGUCCUGUGAAUUUGCAAGUAAUAUUUCAGAGAAGUUAAGAGGUGAUUGGUGAGUCCUUUGAUGAGCAUGUCCUUGAAAUUCAUUUUUUCUUUUAUCUUUAUAAAGGAUUUGUUUUAUUAGCAUCUCCAGUUCCCCUGAGAUAAAUUACCCAUGCAUAAAAUGGGUUUUGAGAGCACUUAAAGUUCAUUUCAGUAUCAAUCCACUGCACAUUUAAUCAGUGGGGACUGUUAACCACUCCACUACAGAAGCCCUGCCCUUGAGUUACCCCUCUGUGCCCAGUUUGGAAGGCUCUAGUAGAUGUUGACACAGUACAGGAUGGUCAUUGUCAUAGGAAAAAUCAAAAGUUAGGUAAAAGUUCUCAGAAAUCAAAGAUUUGUGUCACCUUUGAUUUUAAAGAUGAGAUUCUGCAGUUCUUCAACUGUAGGAGCAAAGUGUUGACCUAAUAGAUGAAACAGUAAACCACCAACACCAAAACUUGAGGUAAAUGAUGAAGAGAAUGUGGUGACCAUCACUGUCCAGAGCCAUAAAUCCAAUAAAACCAGACCAUGCUGUCAAAAACUUUGUUUUAAUAGAGUGCCUGACAAAUGGCAUCUAACCCAACUGUGAUCCUGACUAGUCAGGUAAUAUGCUGCUGUAUUCUGUAGAGAAUCUCAGUAUUAGCAAUUUCCUUUAUUUCCCACAAAUUCUAGGAUUUAUGUAGGGAGAAGCAUAACCAAUCAAACCUUAAAAGGGGUUAUCUCUCAGAGCAAUGGCUACUAAAGUAUGACUCAGCAGCAUUGGCAGAAUGGUUCACUUGGGACCUUGUUAAAGAUGCAAAUUCUCAGCCCCACCCCAGACCCCUUGGAUUGGGAAACUGGGUGUGGGCCCAGUGAUCUGUGUUAUAACAUGUUCCCUAUGUAAUUCUGUUGCAUACUCAAGUUUGGAAAACACUAUUUUAGAGCACUUGAGGAACUUAAAGGAUCGCUGGCAUAACAUUUUGGGUGGUAGAUGAGAAAAUCACAAAAACAAAGCAACCAGAAAUGAAUGGUGAAGGUGAAAUAGGACCUAGAGUUUCCUACUUUCAGUUUACCAUUAAGGUGUGAGGCUGCCAGUAAGUAUAUUCUUUAGUGCGCAUGUAAAUAGACAACAUUUCCUAAAUAUUCUAAGCCCUUCCCCCAAAGUUUGCAUUCUUCAAAGAUAAAUUGAAUUCAGAGGAAAAUUUGGCAAGUAAGAGAAAAAGGUUUUUAAAAGUUGUGUGUGUAUGUGUGCGUGUGUAUUUAAUUGGCCCAGGGUUACUUAAGUAAUUCAUAUCCAAAAAUCAUUUUGCUGCAUUCUGCAGCUUUUUAGAUAAGGUCAAAAUUAAGUUUGCCCUAUGAAUUUUACUUGUUUUAUCUUUUGUUUCGUGUAUAUAUUGUUUGCCUUUUUCAUAAAAUAAUUCUUGAUUUGUUAUAUAUUGUUCUGUUAUUUUUGACAUCUUUGCUAUCGUUGUAAAUAAAUUACUAUUUUGUUUUAA
Molecule: messenger RNA, 8227 nt
Organism: Ictidomys tridecemlineatus (thirteen-lined ground squirrel)
Lineage: Eukaryota; Metazoa; Chordata; Mammalia; Rodentia; Sciuridae
Source: RefSeq, a predicted model, not a curated record